AGAGGCGAGGAGCAGGCGGAACGGGGAAAGGCGCUGGGCUUGAAGCCACUCGCUCAAGUUGACGGGGACGCGACAGAGGCGGCUCAGUCAGAGCGUUUCACUGACGUCGUGGCAUCAACACGCCGCGCAAAAGCUGGACGUCUCACGGAAAUCGCUACAGCCAAGUCCAUGCCUAUCACGCCUCUAGUGUGCACCGCCGGCACCAAGUUUAACAGUUCCGUGUCGCUGCCGAGCGACGGAGUGUGCGACUUCACGUUCUACGACUCCAUGCACGAGAACGGUCGAAACACUCUCCUGGGACCUUACGACGAAAACUUCGAGCACUUCGUCACCUUCGCUGGGAGUCACAGUCGAACGCAAUACGGCGUGGGACUGAACUACGGGACGGUGAGCGACAUCGCGAAAAUCUUCACUGGCAAUUCUGGGACAACCGUUAUCGAGAACCUUGAGAAGCGGAACACUUUUCACUACGGCUUCAUUAACACAGCAACGUGGGCUACCACUUACGAUCUGAAGAAUAUCCUGAGAGUGUUGAAGGUAGUGUCCACUCUAACUGCGGAUAGGGGAACGGGACGUCCGAGGUCAUACACCGCCUUUGCAGCCUCACUACAAAUGGCUGGCACGAUCGAAGAAGUGGCAACAAUAUUCAAGGAGAUGUACACGCCAAGCCUGAUCAUAUCAUACGGACACCUGUUUGCACAAGACCAGUUGUGGCCUGACUGCAACAUCUUGCCUCCGACGUUUUUAAUAGAGCCCGGUUCGCCCUCCUACAAGUAUAAUUUGGAGUCUGCAGUGAUAGACCUGGAGAGCCUACGCAACCAAGGUGUCACUUCCACAUGGGCCGUCUCCGUGGCCUCAUUCGGUCGCUGGUAUCAGCUGGUCUCUAGCGCCCCAGGGGACGCCUUGAACAACGUGGUGAACGGCAAAGCAUACACCCGUUUUGGAACGUGCAACGUCACAGCAAACACGCAGCAGUUGGCGAGCAUAGCGGAGGCUUGCCGCAAGACACUGUUGCGCAAUUGCAAAUACUCGGAGUCUCUCCAGUGCGAGUUCUGCCACGACACGACAACGAAGAGAAUGCUCAUGUACGAUAAUGCCAAGGCCCUUCGAAGGAAGCUGUGCCAGCUGAAGAAGCAGCAUUUGACGCUGAAGUACGGCAUAGCGGUGUACAGCCUGGAGUUUGCGGACUGGAGCAACGCUUGCAGAAGGCACGAGGCCUUCAACGAGCUGGCAGCCGUCAGGGCAGUCGUCGACUAUCUACCUCGCUUCGGUGCGGCAUCGAACGUGACCGCCUGCGUCGCGGCGACUGCCGGCUGAGUAGCACCAGUCAGCGGGUGCUAUCAUCAUCAUUUAUACAAUUUCGACUAGCUUGCUUUCCACUUCGAACGUUCGGGCCGCAACCACGAGAUAAUAAAAACGAUGACGUCUUUCGCUGAUACUACGAGUGAGUGCUCUCGCCCGAAAUGUAUAAGGGCCCAACGCACGGAGAAAAAACUCAGUGCCAUUUCACUCUGUGAAGGUGCAUUACCAG
This is a messenger RNA of Dermacentor silvarum, 1531 nucleotides long. RefSeq lists its product as uncharacterized. The record is from RefSeq and is a predicted model, not a curated record. Bases 169 to 1317 code for a protein of 382 amino acids. The transcript is spliced from 8 exons. Lineage: Eukaryota; Metazoa; Arthropoda; Arachnida; Ixodida; Ixodidae.